GUCAAGCGAAUCAUCGUUCGGCACGACAUUCGGGCGCUUUGGGCAAUCGGAUCGCGGUGCACUUUGGUCUGCACGCACGUCGUAUUUUUAGUUGCUGCUCUUCGCUAUUUUUGGAAUUGCCCACCCUUCUGAAGGCUUUUCUUUUUGCACAACGCAAUUAAAUAAUCAUGUCUGACUGGGAAGAUGAUCCUACGCCAGUGUCCGGAGGAGGAGCUGAGACCAACGGUUUUGGCUCCGGGAGUGGAGGGUGGGGAGGUGGUGGCAGCCGUGGAGGACGUGGUGGUGGUGGUGGUGGUGGUGGUGCCAGCGGCAGCAAUUUUGCUUGCAGAAAGUGCGGUGAAGACGGUCAUAUGGCGAGGGAUUGUCCCUCAGGUGGUGGAAGCAGCAACAGAGGUUGCUUCAAAUGUGGCGAGGAAGGCCACAUGUCACGUGAAUGCCCCUCUGGAGGUGGCGGUGGAAGUGGAAACAAAGGAUGUUUCAAAUGCGGCGAAGAAGGCCACAUGUCACGAGACUGUCCCAACGGCGGCGGCGGCGGUGGCGGUGGCGGCGGCGGCGGCAACAAAGGAUGUUUCAAAUGCGGCGAAGAAGGCCACAUGUCACGAGACUGUCCCAACGGCGGCGGCGGUGGCGGUGGCGGCAACAAAGGUUGCUUCAAGUGCGGGGAGGAAGGCCACCUCUCCAGGGACUGUACCAGCGAGGCGUCCAACGGCAGACCGGAGAGGCCUCGUGGAUGUUUCAACUGCGGAGAAGAGGGGCACAACAAGGCUGAUUGUCCCAAUCCUGCCAAGCCGCGAGAGGAAGAGCUUGGUCCGGACGGCAAGCCACGUCCUCCGUUGUACGUUCCUGAGCACAUAACCGACGAGCAACUCUUCCUCGAUGGCGUCACUCAGGGCGUCAACUUUGAUGCUUAUGAAAACAUUCCCGUGUCGGUCUCGGGCAGUGGGGAGGUCCCACCGCCAUUAGCAAGCUUCAAUGAGAGUGGACUUCGUGAACUGCUACUGAAGAAUGUUGAGCUUGCCGGCUACAGGAAGCCGACACCCAUCCAGCGUUACUGCAUCCCUACCAUCAUGGCGGGACGGGACCUCAUGGGCUGCGCUCAAACCGGCUCCGGCAAGACGGCGGCAUUCUUGCUACCAAUUUUGAACGGUAUUCUUGCGAGUGGAGAAGUUGGCAGCAGCAUGUCAACGGUGGCUGAGCCUGCGGCUGUUAUCGUGGCCCCUACACGUGAACUAGCCAUUCAAAUCCACAACGAGGCCCGCAAGUUCGCGCUCAAAAGCAUCGUGCGCACCGUCGUUUGUUACGGCGGUGCUGCAACCAACAGCCAGUAUCGUCAAUUACAGAACGGCUGCGCCAUUUUAGUGGCCACUCCAGGACGUCUGAUGGAUUUUAUUGAUCGCGGGCGCGUGAGCUUCUCAUCCGUCAAAUACGUGGUACUGGACGAGGCCGACCGCAUGUUGGACAUGGGCUUUGUUGGGGACAUCGAGAAGAUCAUGAACCACCCCACGAUGCCGCCUCUGUCCGAUCGUCAGACGCUUCUCUUCAGUGCCACAUUCCCUGAAGAGAUUCAGGCUAUGGCAGGGAAGUACCUGAACGAUUACGUUUUCUACGUGGUCGGUGUGGUUGGCGCCGCCAAUACUGAUGUUGGCCAAGAAAUCCUGAAUGUUCCUAAAUUCCAAAAAAGGGACAUGUUGAUCACAAAAUUGAAGGAAAUCAUGGACGCGAGCACCGAAAACAAGAUCCUGGUGUUCGUGGAGACUAAGCGCACUGCGGACUUCAUCGCUUCCUACCUGUGCACGCAAAAGUUUAGCAGCACAAGCAUCCACGGGGACAGGUUUCAAUCGCAGCGAGAAGAAGCCCUCGCUCAGUUCAGGGCAGGCGUCCGAUCUAUCCUGGUGGCUACAGCUGUGGCAGCUCGCGGGCUGGAUAUAAGAGGCGUGUCGCACGUGAUAAACUACGACCUUCCGAAGGAAGUGGACGAGUACGUUCACCGCAUAGGACGGACGGGACGAGUAGGAAAUAAAGGCAUGGCCAUCAGCUUCUACGAUGAAACACAGGAUGGACCUCUUGCUAAAAAUCUAGUGAAAAUUUUGUCUGACGCGGAACAAGAAAUUCCUGGCUGGUUGAAAGACACGGCUGCCUUGAGUGGUCAUGCUCAGACCUACUACGGCACCGGUGAUUUCGCUUCCACCGACAUCAGAGGACAGGGCCUAUACCAGGAGGGAUCUGCUCAAGCAUUUGGCGGUCCUGCUCCAGCCGAGGAGGAAGAAUGGUGACCGUCUUAGUUUCGAUUUGAUCGUCCACGACUUUAGUUUUAAAUUUGAUUUCUCCGUCAUCUGACGGAAGUUAUUUCGCAGUUAUAACGGAAGUUCUGUUAACGAACGCUUUAAAACUCGUUCACCGAUGGCGCUUUGUUGCCUUGGCUCCAUUUUUGCCAUUUUGACUCAAGUUAUACUUUGUUUCUUUUAUACGGAUAUAAAAACUAACAAGUUGUGGGUUACUUACGAUUGAAAUGUUUGUCCUAAAAAAAGGGCCGGUAAGUUAACUGUUUUUGAAUAGAAAUUUAAGUACCGGAAUCUUGUCAACUGAAAGCUUUCCUGGAGAAUGGUAUGCUUGCUUAUUGUGCUGCGAGAUGGGCUAUUAUAGUUCGCGUUUAGCCCAAGAUAAGAUAUAAAACUGAAGCUUUAAUAACGAAGCUAGUGCUGGAUCGUGCAAUUUUUGCGCUACCUAUAGCAAGUUGAACUGGCUACCGUCAUAUGUGAUACCGCCUAGUCUAGUCAGUCAACGCCACAGCAAGCCUUUUUAUGGAGAGUAUAUUCAGUAGAAAGAU
Hyalella azteca is the source of this 2827-nucleotide messenger RNA. RefSeq names its product probable ATP-dependent RNA helicase vasa-like. Gene Ontology annotation, cellular component: P granule; nucleus. Bases 168 to 2273 code for a protein of 701 amino acids. Gene Ontology annotation, molecular function: zinc ion binding; ATP binding; RNA helicase activity. The record is from RefSeq and is a predicted model, not a curated record. Gene Ontology annotation, biological process: gamete generation; cell differentiation. Lineage: Eukaryota; Metazoa; Arthropoda; Malacostraca; Amphipoda; Hyalellidae. The transcript is spliced from 19 exons.